AUGGCGGAAGGAACUUUAUUUGGAGGAGGUUUGACUACCAGUUCUUUCACCUCUCGUGUUAAGAAAAUCGUUAAUAACAAUGUCACAGCGUCGACGAACGUACGAAGAAAAAGUCGACAAAGUAACAGGCGGAACAUUCACAGCCGGGUGGUCCUGGAGAAGGUGUUGGGUAUCACCACCUCCAGUAGCAGUGGACUGACCUGUGACCCCAACUCUGGUUUGGUGGCAUAUCCUGCCGGGUGUGUGAUUGUUAUCCUCAAUCCGAAGAAAAACAAGCAAAGUCACAUUUUUAACACCUCCAGGAAAACUUUUAGUGCUUUGGCAUUCGCUCAGAAUGGAAAAUAUUUAGUCACCGGUGAGAGUGGGCAUAUGCCCUGUGUGCGGGUUUGGGACGUGGCAGAGAGAACUCAGGUGGCAGAGGUCCAGUGCCAUAAGUAUGGGGUGGCUUGUGUGGCCUUCUCGCCUAAUGGCAGUUACAUCGUAUCGGUGGGAUUCCAACAUGACAGGACUGUCAGCGUAUGGGAAUGGAAGAAGGGGACUGUCAUCGCGUCCAAUAAAGUAUCCAGUAGAGUUCUAUCUGUGUCCUUCUCUGAGGACAACAGCUAUUUCGUCACCGCCGGAAACAGACACGUGAAAUUCUGGUACUUGGACGCCUCUAAAGAGAGAAGGGUGAACAGCACAGUGCCUCUGAUUGGUCGCUCUGGUUUGUUAGGGGAACAGCAGAACAGCACGUUCUGUUGUUUGGCGUGUGGGCGUGGCAAAAUGGCCAGCAGCACCUACUGUAUCACGCAUACAGGACUACUGUGUCAGUUCAACAGCAGGCGACAGCUGGAUGCCUGGGUUGACCUGAAGACGACUUCGGCGCGGUGCCUGUCCGUGAGCGAGGCGUACGUCUUCUGCGGCUGCGCGGACGGCACGAUACGAGUGUUUAACCCGCACGAUCUGCGCUACGUCACCACGCUGCAUCGGCCGCACUGCCUGGGAGUGGAUGUCACUCAAGGACUUCAGCCUGGGCACCUAUUUGCUGCAAACCCUGAAGCAGAGUACCCAGAUACCUUGGCCUUGACCUUUGACCCCGUGACAAGGCACCUGACGUGCGUCUAUAACGACCACAGCGUGUACGUGUGGGAUGUGCGAGAUGUGAGAAACGUCGGGAAGGUCUAUUCGGCGCUCUACCACAGCGGCUGCGUGUGGAGCGUGGAGACCUAUCCGGGCCUGGAACAGUCGUCAGAGGCCUGCCUGUUGCCUGGGUCUUUCCUCACCUGUUCCUCUGACAACACCAUUCGCCUGUGGCACUUUGACUCUCAGCAGACCCACAGUCAAACCCCAGGCCCCUGCCUUCGCCGCAACCUCUACAGCCAUGACCUGGUGAAAAUCGUGUACGUGGAUGAUGACGUGCAGCGUCUGAGGUCUGAGGGAGAGAGAGGGGAGGGAGGCAGCCUGGACGGCAAGUCUGGGAUCAGAGUCCUCGGCAUCAGUCCGGACGGACAACACCUGGCUGCUGGAGACCGCAGCGGAAACCUGCGCAUCUUUGGGUUGCAGUUUAUGGAUGAGCUGCUGAAGAUUGAGGCCCACGACUCUGAGGUGUUGUGUCUGGAGUUCUCUCCCGCGGACACGGGUCUCCAUCUGUUGGCCUCGGCUAGUCGCGAUCGUCUCAUUCACAUCUUCAACAUGGAGAAGAGCUACAGCCUGGAGCAGACUGUUUACGACCAUUCAGCGUCUAUCACAGCCAUCAAAUUCACAGGUGUCGGCCCAGACGUGCGUAUGGUGAGCUGCGGAGCUGAUAAAAGCAUCUAUUUCCGCACGGCGGAGAGGUCACACGAGGGACUGUCUUUCUCUCGUACGCAUCACGUGGUGGAGAAAGCCACACUCUAUGACAUGGACCUAGACUCGACACGCACGCACGCUGCCCUUGCCUGCCAGGACCGCAAUAUCAGGGUGUACAACGUGAGGAGUGGCAAGAUGAAGAGGUGUUUUAAGGGUUCUCUCAGUGAUGAUGGCACCUUGCUUAAGGUUCAGAUGGAUCCUUCUGGAAUGUUCCUGGCCACGAGCUGCUCUGACAAAAACAUCUGUAUCUUUGAUUAUGAGUCUGGAGAGUGUGUGGCUACUCUGUUUGGACACUCAGAGAUUGUAACUGGUAUGAGAUUCAGUCAGGACUGCAGGCACCUCAUAACUGUGUCUGGAGACAGCUGCGUGUUUGUGUGGAGGUUGGACUCUCAGAUGACCAACUCCAUGAGAAAAAGACUUGCAGAGAGAAGACAGAGGUCUGGCCUGAAAAAGUCCCAUGUUGCUCCGAGCAAACAACAAGCCAUCAGGAGAGAGACCUACAUCACUGUGCCAAGCAGUACCCUUCUGCCAGCAGAGGAGGAAGAGGAGGGUGUAAUGAGUGAGGAAGACACAGAGGAGCAUCCUCAAACCCCUGCCAGGGAGGACUCCACUCACGAGCCUCCUGAUCCGAUGGUGCUCCAGACUAACGGCAGACUGCCUAUGUGGGCGCGCAGACUGGGCUGUCAGGGUGCUGCUGGUGCCACUGGUGCUGCUGUUCCCACCGGUCCCAAUCCCGUGCAGUCCACGACGGGCCCGUACCAGCCCCGUGGCCGCUGGGCGGAGCAGUCGGACCCCCUGGCCAUCCGCGCGGUUCUGGAGACCAGGAGUCUGCAGCUGCCCCUCUCUCCCAGCCCCUGCAGGGCAGACGGAGACAGAGGGGAGGAAGAGGAAGAGGAUGCAGUCGAACAGGAGGAAGAUGCCCAUUUCCACCCGCAGAGCCUGGACAGCCUGCUGGACGAGGAAGAGGAGGAUGAUCAUGACGAAGAAGACGUGGGGGAGGAGGACGAAGAUGACGAAGAAAAGGUGACCAGUGGCCAGUUUGGCUCAUCUCUCCAGAGGCCAGACUUCUUACCUCUGCCAGACUCUGAGGAGCUGUUUGGCCCAUGUCUGACAUCUCCUGAACGCAGCGACUAUAUCCUGUAUCCAGCCAACAGCACCACACUGUCUACUGGAGGAGAAGGAGAGUUUGAUGUGAAAGCGAUUUCUGAGACGGCAGAGGAUCCUCCACACAGGAUUUGGCGUGAGGAAGACGAGGAUGAGGAAGAGCUGACCCCAGACAGCGCGUGCUGUGUCGGCUCUGCUGAGAGUCAGGCCUCCAGCCAAGAACCUCCUCUGGACCAAGACGCAGACUCUCUGAGUCAGGUCAGCUCCACGGGCAGUUCUGGAGUCGAGGAAGAGGAGGAGGAAGAACCAGAGACUCUGCUCCGCCAGCACUUUGACACACUGGCCAACAACGUGACCGCGGACGAGAAGUUUGACACGGACCUGCGCAGCCUGCAGCCGUCUGCAGAGAGCAUCUUCCUCAACCCUCGUCUCAGUAUCUCCACACGAUUCCUGUCGCGCUUCCAGAGCCGCAUCCGGGUUGGUCCUGGCUCUGCCACUGCCCACAGACCGACCGCUGUUCUUCCCAGCAUUCCCGACGAGCCCAGCAUCAACACAUCCGACAUGGCCAGCUCAGGGAGUAACUCGAAGCUUUCUUCCAGUGACUCGGGUUCACACUUGAGCUCUGUUGAGGAGGAAAGCAAGAGCGAAAUCACUGACAAGGCUCUGGCAUCACAGUCCAGCCUUCAAAAUAUGGCCCCUCCUAACAACUCGCCCGCCCUCCCUGCCAAAACCGUCAUCGGUGCCCGUGAAAAAGAAGUGACGCCCACCUUGCCCGCCGCGCGGCCUUCUCGCCAAAGCUACAUGGGCACCACGGCCAGCUCGAGGGCCAAGAUGUCCCACAGCACCUCCACGGCAGAGAACCCGAGUGAGGAGCAGGCCGGGAAAUUGGCAGACCAGACCGCUUCCUCUGCUCAGGACCUCAUCGUGCAGCAGGAGUGCAAAGAAAACCUUCCGCCUCCCCUCCCUGGAAACCACAGCGCUCGAGCCGCCCUUCACCUGGACCUCUCCACGUCCGAACGCUCCGGCCGGUCUCCGGCCUCCCACAAGGCCCGGCGGCGCACCCUGGACACGCCCGCCCUGACGGCCUUGGCCACGCCCACAGAAAUGAGGUCGCUGGGGAAGGAGGGGCGGAGACGUAUCAGCAGUAUAGAAGAGAGCCUGGCCCCCCGGGCCUUGCCCUUUACCAAAGGAUCGGUCCCUGUAAGCAAAGCCAUCUCAGAGCAGCCCACCCAGGUCGCAGCGCCGCCAAGGACCAAAGACAAAGCGGAGGCUCCAUCUCGACACCUGCAGGCCGAUACGGCGUCUCCUCCCAAAGAAAGCGAACCAGUUCAGGACACUGCGAGGGAAGAACCAUGUCCAGCGGUCACAGGUGUUGCAGAUGAGACAAUGACCCUCCAGACGUGUAAUCAGAUUGUGAAUGAGAUUUUACAUACUAUGAAGAGAGCAGUGGGUUUGUACAACAAGCUGGACUCAUUGCCAGAGUUAUCAGAGCAGCAGGUUCAGAUGAAACUCAUUCUGCAGGAGGCAUUCACAGGAGUUCAGAGUGAGCUGGACUCGCUGUGCCCUCCGCCGCAGAGGUCAGCCGGAAAGGUCGCAGCAGCGUCCGCGGAGGCCCACCCGGCCGUGGAAGACUCUCCCAGCAGGCAGCUUAGGGACGACCGGGCGGUCGCUCUGCUGGAGAAAUACUCCGAAAUGCUUCUCCGCAUUGCGGAAAAGAAAAUGGACUGCAACUGA
This is a messenger RNA of Chanos chanos (milkfish), 4665 nucleotides long. It is a transcript of the gene wdr62, whose product is annotated as WD repeat domain 62. The transcript has 32 exons. NCBI's taxonomy places the organism in Eukaryota, Metazoa, Chordata, Actinopteri, Gonorynchiformes, Chanidae. The record is from RefSeq and is a predicted model, not a curated record. Bases 1 to 4665 code for a protein of 1554 amino acids. Gene Ontology annotation, molecular function: protein binding. Gene Ontology annotation, cellular component: cytoplasm. Gene Ontology annotation, biological process: negative regulation of canonical NF-kappaB signal transduction; positive regulation of JNK cascade.